Neltuma alba is the source of this 705-nucleotide messenger RNA. RefSeq names its product cytosolic sulfotransferase 15-like. Bases 1 to 705 code for a protein of 234 amino acids. Gene Ontology annotation, molecular function: sulfotransferase activity. The transcript has a single exon. NCBI's taxonomy places the organism in Eukaryota, Viridiplantae, Streptophyta, Magnoliopsida, Fabales, Fabaceae. The record is from RefSeq and is a predicted model, not a curated record.
AUGUCCCAUGCCCAUGACCUUGUACCUUUCUUUGAAUUCCAUCUUUAUGGAAAAGAGCAGAUUCCGGAUCUCUCUAACUUACCUGAACCAAGACUUUUUAGCACACACUUCUUGUUUCAUUCAUUGCCUGAUUCAAUUGCUAAGUCCAAAUGCAAGAUAAUCUACAUAUGUCGUAACCCAUUUGACAGUUGUGUCUCUGUGGUUUUUCAUCAAUGCAAUUGCACCAUCAUCAUUACCCAGAUUAUCUUGGAAGAAGCAUUAGAGAGGUAUUCCGAGGGAAUCAAUGAGUUUGGUCCAUUUUGGACAAAUAUUUUGGGUUAUUGGAGAGAAAGCAUAGAGACACCAAACAAGGUUCUGUUUUUAAAGUACGGGGAUUUGACAGGGGAUGUCACGUUCUAUUUGAAAAGAGUGGCUGAGUUCUUGAACUGCCCAUUUAACUCGGAAGAGGAAGGCAAUGGGGUUAUUGAAAACAUUAUCGAGCUGUGCAGUUUUAAGAAGAUGAAGGAAUUGGAUGUGAACAAGACUGGAAAAAUGGUGGGCAAGUAUGAAAACAAGGUCUUCUUUAGAAAAGGUGUAGCAGGUGAUUGGGUUAAUCAUUUUAACCCUUGGAUGGUAGAGAAAUUGUCCAGUGUGAUAGAAGAGAGGUGGGUCUGGUCUAUCUUUUUGAUUUCUCUCUCCAAUACUUAUAUUUCAAUAAUGGCCUAA